UAUGGGUGACGGAAAAUGUACGUUCGGGACUCGUCCCCCCGUCGACCUGCAGAUGCUCAACGAGAAGAUUCACCGGGAGGUAAAGCACUUUAGGAACUACAAGACUUACCGGCCUAACUUUGGAUCUCUACCUGUCGCCACAAAGUUCUACGCACGGCACGACCAGCUCAAAGACGAAUCAGAAGAGCAGACAAAGAAGGUCGCCGAUUAUGCCUACAACGUGGCCCAGACGAGGGCCAAGGGACCACACAGCAAGUACCCUGCGCCUGUCACUGAGAGCCAUGUAUACGGCUGGUAUACAACCCCUCUUGUGCACAUGGACCGGAACGACACGCGUUUCUACCACCCGAAGAAGGAGAGCUCCCACACCAAGGUGGAAGUCAUCAUUUGCAUGUGCAACCCCAAGAAUCGAGCAGAAGGUAAACACACAGGGGUGGCGGUAAAUAAAAAAAACUUUAAACAGUAG
Molecule: messenger RNA, 466 nt
Organism: Cydia strobilella
Lineage: Eukaryota; Metazoa; Arthropoda; Insecta; Lepidoptera; Tortricidae
Product: cilia- and flagella-associated protein 144
Exons: 5
Coding region: 2-466 (154 amino acids)
Cellular component (GO): ciliary base
Source: RefSeq, a predicted model, not a curated record